AUGACGGACGCCGUCGUUUCCCGUCUGUCCUCUGUUCCCUGGGCCGCUGCCUUGAUCAAUGACCCCAACUGGACUCCAGUCAAUACUGCCUCAAGGUCACCAAAGGCUUCCGGGGAAGACUCCUUCUUCGCAGAAACGCUAAGCACAGAUCGCACGAUACGAGCCCUCCUAACACUGCGACCGAUCCACGAAGAAGAUGGCGACAUAGCGUACAAGGAGGUUAAAACUAUCGUGGAUCUAGGGGACGGACUCAAUGGCUACCCGCAGAUCAUACACGGUGGCUGUGCUGCAACAUUACUCGACGAGAUGUGCGGCAUCUUGAUCAUGCUGAAUAUGGAGAGAAAAGUGCAAAAGAUAACAGAGGACGGUCGCCGCGCAGCUGCCUUGAAUUACUUCACUGCCUAUCUGAACACCACCUACAAGAAGCCAGUGCCGACUCCCGGGGCACUUCUCCUCACGGCCAAGAUCGAGCGACAAGACGCGGGCGAUCGGAAACUAUAUAUUCGUGCGACUAUCGAAGACGGCGGCGGUACAAUAUACACAGUUGGCGAGGCCUUGUUCAUCAGGGUUUCAACGAAGCUAUGA
Molecule: messenger RNA, 585 nt
Organism: Alternaria atra
Lineage: Eukaryota; Fungi; Ascomycota; Dothideomycetes; Pleosporales; Pleosporaceae
Exons: 2
Coding region: 1-585 (194 amino acids)
Source: RefSeq, a predicted model, not a curated record